Molecule: messenger RNA, 6889 nt
Organism: Lates calcarifer (barramundi perch)
Lineage: Eukaryota; Metazoa; Chordata; Actinopteri; Centropomidae
Gene: gpr158a
Product: G protein-coupled receptor 158a
Exons: 11
Coding region: 799-4785 (1328 amino acids)
Biological process (GO): G protein-coupled receptor signaling pathway
Cellular component (GO): membrane
Molecular function (GO): G protein-coupled receptor activity
Source: RefSeq, a predicted model, not a curated record
GAAUACCAAAGCCAGACUUGGUUCCAUUGAUCUACACGAAGCGCUUAAUUUUGAUAAAUCCACCAAGUCUGACUUUAUCAGUUUCAGCACCGGACAGCUCCCUUCACCGCUCCACCAAACGCUGCUCCGUGAUUGACAGAGGAGGCGGCCAUACGCGGAUCAAUGGCGCUUCUGGAGCCCUAUGAAAUGAUGAAGAAGACGGGCUCUAAGAGCGCACGGCUCCUGGUGUGUCUCUUCGUGGCUUUUAUAGGCUUACUUAAUGCUUGUUGUGGUCGGAAGAGGGCGGAGUGCGUUUGUCAUCCAAGUGAGAAGCACCCUGACUCGGUGCCUCCUUAAAAAAAUAUAUAAAUAUAAUGAUAACCUGCCCCCUUACCCCUCCCUUCCUCCUCCGUUUGAUUCAGUCUAUGUAGCCUACGCGCAGAAGGAGAACGUCCGCCGCACAGCAAAGCCAACAGUCUUGUCUACAGUGAGAGAGAGAGAGAGAGAGAGAGAGAGAGAGAGGUGGGGGGAAACAGCUGCAAGCGGAUACUCAACAUCAACAAGCUGUAUGAGGCAUCUGUAAAGAAGAAGAGGGGAUUUGACGAGGACAGCAGCAAGGGGGUUCCUUACGUUUUUCUCCCUCCUUUGCGUUUUGAUUUCCAGAACAGAGGCGUGGAGCUUGCAAGAAUAUCCUACAAGUGGUGAAGCGAUGGUUUAGCAGAGCAAUUUGGUUGAUUUUUUUACAGCACGCCCGCCCGACGACACUGUAAUUCCGAGCAGCAAUCCCCCAAACAUCUGUGGACGCUUUUCUGGAGGGAGAUGGCUGUUUUCCGGCUGUCGCUGCUGCUGCAAGUGGGAUUUGUGAUCGGAUCAAACCACAAAUACGCGGAAUGGUCCGCGCACGGGGAAGAUAUCAGAGCACGGGAGGCGAUUUACGGCGCUCAGACGCACCGUCGGCAGCUGGCGCAUCUCCGUGCGCCUCAUCACCCUCCCGGGGAGACGGCGGAGCUGGCGCAGAAAAUAGAGGAGCAUCUCCCCAGGGUGGUCACGGCUUUUCUACACACGGGGGACUCGACCACCUUAAAGCAAGCCAACUGCUCGCGGAGGUACGAGCUCACCUCUCUGCGGGGAAGGUCACACGCCGCCUCCAUGAGCAGCGUGCUGGAUACGGUGCUGCACGCCACAAACUUCCUCAACAUGAUCUUGCAAGCCAACAGGUCCAGGGAGCAGAGUCUCCGGCGAGACAUUGAGUGGUACCAUGCCUUAGUCAGGAGUAUACUGGAGGGAGACGCAAAGAUUCACCGGGCGGUCGUCACUUUUAGCGCGGAUUCGUCCGUGGCGGGGCCCUCGGUGCUUCUCCAAGCCACCAGAGCUGGUGGGGAGAUAGUCCUCCAAGACCUCUCCAGCAUGGCCCACCACUAUCUGCACAACCGCACGACAGACACAGAGUGGUACCACGAAGUUAAAGACAGGAAGAAGCCCAGUUUCCAUAAGAGGGUGCUGAGCCAAGACUUUACAUCAGUUGACAAUUCUUUAAAAAGAGGAGAGAGUUUUAUCCCGGACAAGACACAUGUCAAAUGGUCUGCGCCCUACCUGGAGUGUGAAAACGGGAAUUUUGUUCCCAGGUGGCUUUUGACCUUAUCAGCUGCCUUCUAUGGCCUGAAGCCCAACCUGGCUCCUGAAUUCAGGGGCGUGGUGCGAGUGGACAUUAAUCUACAGGAUGUUGAUAUCGACCAGUGCUCCACUGACGGCUGGUUUGCUGGAACCCAUCGAUGCAACCUGACCACUAUGGAGUGUUUGCCCAUCCGUGGUCAUGGAUUUGUCUUGGACAAGUACAAGUGCCACUGCAAGAAAGGAUUCUACCACCCCAACAGAGUAGCUGUCAAUGGCUUCACAAGGAUGGGGAAAAAGGGAAAAGUUGCAGACAGCGGUCCCAACGCAGACGAGGGGUCUUCCAGCGACUGCCUGCCUUGCCAGCAGGGCUGCGCCUACUGUAAGGACGACACCCCCUGUGUAGCCCGAGAGGAUGGCGCCCUCCGCAUGGCUGUGCUCUCCUUCCAGUGCCUCUGCAUGCUGAUCGUCUUCAUCAGCAUGGUGCUCAUCUACCAUUUUCGCAGGAAUAAGAGUAUCAGAGCAUCAGGUCUAGUCCUGCUGGAGGCCAUCCUAUGUGGAGCUGUACUUCUCUACUUCCCGGUUGGGAUUCUUUAUUUCCAGCCGAGUGUUUUCCGAUGCAUCCUGCUGCGAUGGGUCCGGCUGCUGGGGUUCGCUACCGUCUAUGGGACACUGACUCUGAAGUUGUACAGGGUGCUGAAGGUGUUCCUAUCCCGGACAGCCCAGAGGAUCCCCUAUAUGACCAGCUGGCGAGUGCUGCGUCUGCUGGGCAUCAUCCUACUUAUCGUCUGCUGGUUCCUGGUGGCUUGGACAUCUGCCGUCUGUCAGAACCCGGACAGGAAGUCAGCUCUCAUUGAUGUGGGCUACACGCCCGACGGGCUUCAGUUCAGCAUGUGCCUGCUGGAUCGCUGGGACUACAUGAUGGCUGUCGCUGAGUUCCUCUUCCUGCUGUGGGCAGUGUACCUGUGUUACGCUGUGAGGACCGUGCCAUCGGCGUUCCACGAGCCUCGCUACAUGGCCAUCGCUGUUCACAACGAGCUUGUUCUGUCAGCGAUAUUUUAUGUCAUCAGGUUCACUCUUGCUGCUGAGCUCCAUCCAGACUGGAUGCUACUACUGUUCUUCACCCACACCCACUUAACCGUAACAGUUACCCUCGGCCUCCUACUCAUUCCCAAGUUCCUGUUUGCUGGCACCCACAUGAGAGAUGAUAUAGCCUCUGAGGCCUAUGAGGACGAGCUGGACAUGGGUCGAUCUGGGUCGUACCUAAACAGCAGCAUAACCUCUGCGUGGAGCGAACACAGCCUGGACCCAGAGGACAUUCGGGAGGAGCUGAAGAAACUCUACUCCCAGUUGGAGAUUUAUAAGAGAAAGAAGAUGCUGGCAAACAACCCUCAUCUCCAGAAGAAGCGGAGCUCCAAGAAAGGUCUGGGUCGCUCACUAAUGAGGCGCAUCACUGAAAUUCCCGAGUCUGUGCACCGGCAAUGCAGCCGUGAAGACAAGGAGGCCGGGGAACAUGGCAGCAAUCGUAACAGCAUUUGCACGUUGAAGAAGAACCCUUUUGACCUCCCUCACCAAGGAAAACCAGCAAAGGAGGAGUCGCUAAAGAACAAGGUUUUCUCCCUGAAGAAGUCCCACAGUAGCUAUGACCACGUACGUGACCAGAGCGAAGACUCCAACAGCUCAGCAACAGACAAAAUGGAGGUGACAACAGCUGAAGGCUCCCUUCUGGAUACACUUAUAGGCAAGAAGCUGGUCAAGAAGAAAUCUAGUGAGAAUAUAAAUGCCCCCAGUGAAUCUACAGAAUCAGUUCCUUUGGUCUGCAAGUCAGCCAGUGCCCAUAACCUCACUGCAGACAAGAAACCAAUUCAUCCCAGAGCCUCCAUGCUGCAGAAGUCGCUCAGUGUCAUUGCCAGUGCCAAAGAGAAGACUUUGGGCUUGACAGGAAAGACCCAGAGUGCGGAGGACAGCAAUAAGAAGAGUCAGCCAAAGAGCAAAGACACAAAGGCCAGUGCAGAGCCAGAGAAUGAUUGCCAACCUAAGAUGAUUAUUAGCCAGUCGGUUGAGUACAAGCAGAGUGCAGCAAAAGGUAGAAUCAUGAAACAGCCGGUGAGUGGCAGCCAGCCUACGAUCUGCUCUGACCCAGUCAUGGGUAAGGACCUCUAUGAUCUCUCAGAAGUGUGCCCUUGGGAAGUGGAGGAUCUCCCAACUCCAUCUGAAAACAAGGUCCAAAAGCACGUAUCUAUAGCACCAAAGGAAACCACAACAGUUCACGGAGGAAGCACCAAGCCAGGCAAAUCUCAGAAGCAGAAAACUUCUGAUCAAUCGCCAUCGAGUGGCAGAAAUUCAAAGGAGAUUCAGAGGACGACUGCUGUUCGAGCAGAGGUAUGUCCGUGGGAGGAUGGAGGUGAGAGUAAUGCUAGUCAAGUGGAAGGGCCAAAGCAACAAAUAUCCAGUCAGGCUAGCCAGGUUGCUAAAACCCAGCAGCCUCAUUCGGCAGUAGAAAGCUCCAAAACACAUCGGGCAGAUGUUUGUCCAUGGGACUUUGAAGAUGCUCAAAAGACAGAGUUAGCUUGCUCACCAGAUAUGGCAAAGCAGAGAAAAGGCACCUCUCCAGUGGAUGGGAAAGGGAGAAGUACCCUUUCAGAUUCAUCCAAAACUGGAGGGUCACUCCAACCACCAGCUUCAAAAGCUGAUGUAUGUCCUUGGGACUAUGACAGUACUGCAGUAUCUCCAAAUUCUGAGAGGACACCUAGUCCCUCUCGAGUUUCCAAAACCAAGGAAUCCCCUUCAAAAAAGAAGGGUACCCCCUCCACAAGAACACUUGAGAAAGAGAAAUCAAAAGACGCUGAUGAUGAGAAAAGUAGAACAAAAGCUAAGGACAAGAGUAAAUCUUCAGAGAAACAUGUGAGCCAACAAAAAAUGGCUGAGGUAUGCCCGUGGGAUGUAGAGAGUCAACAGGAGGUGCCGUUGGUAGAAAAAAGAAAAAGCGCAAAUGUUGGAGCAGCCAAAGCAAAACAGGCUGAAGUCUGUCCAUGGGAGUUUGAGGAUACAUCAGAUAAAAAAGCUACAGACAAAAGUGCUCCUGUGGUGAAACAGAGCAAUCCAAAUACUAAAGGUGGGGCUGUAAGUGCACCUAAAAAGGCAGAUGUUUGUCCCUGGGACUUUGAGGAUAGCACAUCAAGCAAGAAGGCAUGACACUAAACCUUAAUGGACCACUGAAAUUAUAGUUAUUGAUGUAUACUUUUUUUCACUUUGAAAUCGUUAAAUAUUACCUUUUACUGUUAGUACGGUGACUUGGAAAAAAAGUUGAUCAAAUUCCACAAGUUGCCUUUCUUUCCGAGGUUUUGUUCCUGUUUUACCUAUUUUGAAAAUAAGUAAAAUGUACAAAAAACAAAACAAAGUCAUGACAAGCAUUCCAGAUUAUUACAGGAAAAUCCUGAAGAUAAAUCUUAGACUAAUUAUGCAACUUUUGAUUCAGCCUUUUCACUUCUCAAGCAAUGUUGAAAAUCUGCAUUUAACAUCUUCUAUACUCAAGUCAGCAGUUACAUGGUUCUGUUAUUUUGUGCAUUAACAUCAUCACUUCUUGGACUAGGAUACGACAUAAUAGAGGUGUAGAGAAAAAAAAUGUUUCGUGUAAGAAAAAGAAGUAUGAAUUAAUGGUUAAAGUGCUAAACUAAACUACAGAAGUGAAAGCCAAAGAAUAAGGGAACAUUUGCAAAGAGGGAUGUUGGCGGUAAAGUUAAUUUAUUAGUUUGUGUCCAAACCUUGGCACAGAGGGAAGGACUCAGUGAGGAAAUCAAUCUAUAGCACUUUAGCCAACCCCAUUAAUUAAGAACCGAGGACAGACUCUGUUCUUCUUGUACAUUUCGUCUUAUUUUCAACCUCAUGGCAUGAUAUCACACAGGAUAUCACACACACCGACCAAAAUGAGACAUUUUUGUUUAGAUCUAUUUAAUUGUAGUUUCUCGGCAGAUUAAAAUGCUUCCAAGUCUGCUGAGAUGUACUGUAUGUGCCUAACUAACUAGCAUUGUCUUGUAUUAAUCUGAAGUAAAGCAAGUGGCUUCAUCUUCAGCAUUUUUGUGACGGUGAAUUAUAUUAACAGCAUGCACAGCCAGGUAUCGAGAGUAGUUGGACCCUACUUGUUUGUCAACUGAGGCAAUUAAUGUGUUGACAACUAUAUAAUGUUGUUUUAGUUUACUUUUUUGAAUAUCAGAGGCACUCACUUUUCUGCUUUCAUAUUUCCAGAAGCUCAUUCAGGGUGGUAAAGAUUAUAUGAAAGCAGCAUUAACAUGAAUGUGUGUCAAAGUGACUCAUGUGUACACUGUAAAAAGUAGAGACAGAGAAAUUCUGAGGAGAUAACAUAAUUUGCACCAGCUUUGUUCAUGAAUCCAGCGUGAGUCUUUGUGUUGGCUUGCACCAAGUGUGUAUGUGUGCGCGCGUGUGUGUGUGUGGACACAAAAUCAUGAAUUUAAAGUUAAAAUUUAAUCCAGUAUCUUCAGAGUCACGUCCAUCAAGUCCUGGCAACACUUUUUGUCCUUACAUUGCCUCUGUCUCAAACACCAAAAGUAGAAGAUGAGCAUGCCACCCAUUUCAGUUUACAAACAGCUGACAGAAAUUGCUGCUUAAAGAAUAAUUCUGGUUUAUUAUAACUUGGGUCUUUUUUUCGUUUCCUCCUUUUAAGCUUUAACCAUAGUUUCUAUCAGUAAAAUUAACAUUGUACUCAUCAAGUUAAGUGCUGAGACCUGAUUUAAGAGUUCUGUAACUGACUUACAGCAACAAUUGCAACUGUGUCAAUAUCAUCCAUGUUUUUGCCCAUUUUUGUGACCAUUAUUCUGUUGCCAUUUUCUGUGAAUGCUUGGCCGAUUUUCCAACCAAACGAGACAGCCGUCAUCGACCACAGCACCAGAGUUAUCUGCAAACAAAUGCUGUAAAAUGUUAUUACAAUAUUAUCAUAACUGAUAGAAACAAUAGUCAUAGCUAUGAAAGUAAAACCCAUGCUUAUUUAAAACCAGAAAAAUCCUUUGAUAUUUCAAAAUAUUGAAGGAUAGGUUUUAUUCUGCCAUCAGUUUUUUCUUUGCGUUUGUCUAUUGAAAGUCCACAAGUAGCAUAAUGCAUGUUCUUCCCUGUUUAGUGCAAAGUAGGCUAAAGCCCAACUGAUUAAUUAUGCUAAUAACCUUAUAGACUUAGCAAUGUGGUUAUCAAUUACUAAUUUGACUAAACCUUUUGAAGGUUUUGAUUUGUUCUGUGUUUUGUAUCAAAAUGUUUAAAUAUUCAUCAAGCACUAUCCAUCCUGGGAUUA